Molecule: messenger RNA, 1025 nt
Organism: Coregonus clupeaformis (lake whitefish)
Lineage: Eukaryota; Metazoa; Chordata; Actinopteri; Salmoniformes; Salmonidae
Product: cAMP-dependent protein kinase inhibitor gamma
Exons: 4
Coding region: 186-425 (79 amino acids)
Biological process (GO): negative regulation of cAMP-dependent protein kinase activity
Cellular component (GO): nucleus; cytoplasm
Molecular function (GO): cAMP-dependent protein kinase inhibitor activity
Source: RefSeq, a predicted model, not a curated record
AGUUUCACGUUUCAGCGAGGUUGCCAGAGAAACAUUCCCGCUUUCGGAGACUUUUCAUCGCUAUAAGAUUUACAUUACGUGUUGCAGAAGGGCCCGGAAACCGAAUUUGUGUUUCAUACGAUUGUAACAAGUGGAUAAGAAAGGACAUCGAAUCAAGGUGUAAUGAGGUGUCUGGUCAUGGACAGAUGAUGGAUGUGGAGACAACAACGCCAUACUCUGACUUCAUCAACUGUGAUCGUACAGGCCGCAGGAACGCAGUACCUGACAUCCAGGGACAGGGGGCAGCAGCCAGCACCAGUGAAUUAACCAAAGACAUGGAAGGGAUGGACCUGAAGGCGGCGGAAGGAGACUCUGGUGCAUCACCAGCCCCUAAGGGUGAAGGGUCGACCAGCCAAGAGGCCCAGGGAGGCGAGGGUCCAUCCUAAACCACCUCACAGGAGAGGAGAGCGGGACACGGAGAAGAAGGGACAGAAUAAGACAGAGAGAGGAUCUCCUGAAUGUCCUACCUGACUGGACCAUACUCCUCUCCUAGCUCAACAGUGAUGACAACAACAGUGAUGACAUCUUCUCUCACUGUGUAGCUUCUCCUUUUUCAAUUGGCAUUGUGGGAAACGUAGUUGACAGAACAGUUGUUGACAAGUAGGACUACAUCUGAUCUUGGCCUAGAGGUGCUGCUGGGCUACGGUGGUAAAGGAAAUGUUCUCAUAUCACUAUGAGAACGCACCGAACUUUGGAUCUAUGUCUCUCCAGAUGUACUGAACACUAUCCUUUCUUAGAAUGAAAUGCUGUUGUUCCAAACCUAACGUGGAACUCUCAUCAAAAACAAGAGCUGCACAGAAUCUAUAAUCAUGUUUGUCCUUUUUCUUUUUGUACGUUUGUGACCCAGUUUUCAUUUGUCAUUAUUUUACCUUACAAUAACACAUUAGUUGGAAUUACAAUGGAAUUGUAGGAUCAUAUUUAUUUCAAAUGGUUCUUUGAUACCUUUGUAAUAGUAAUUUCUUUUCUGUAAUAAAAUGUAUAAUAUC